Molecule: messenger RNA, 1588 nt
Organism: Heteronotia binoei (common prickly gecko)
Lineage: Eukaryota; Metazoa; Chordata; Lepidosauria; Squamata; Gekkonidae
Gene: POLR1F
Product: RNA polymerase I subunit F
Exons: 4
Coding region: 266-1183 (305 amino acids)
Biological process (GO): DNA-templated transcription initiation; DNA-templated transcription
Cellular component (GO): RNA polymerase I complex
Source: RefSeq, a predicted model, not a curated record
AGUUUGCUGACUUAAAGCGAACAAACAAACAACUAGGCUGUAAAACUAUCACGUUUAUUAAGAGCUGACAUUUCAUAUGCUAAAUCCGACUUUGUCGUAACCUCACAAACCACACACAAGAUGGCUGCCAAGCAACCGCCUUUAGCUAAGUUUUCUCCCUUUGCUCUUACUGGAGCGCACUUCCUUUCGGUAACGUCAUUUUUGAGCGACACAGGGCCUCGUGCUUGCUGCUUGAAGUUUCCGAGAGUUCGGGGCUUGCAGCGCCAUGGCCGAGAGUGAGAAGAGUCCGGCGGAGGCAACCUCUUUAGCUUCGGCGGCGCUUCCUCCUCCGUCCUCUGUGGAGCUGCCGUCCUUCGAGGCUGCGCGAGUAUUGGCGGAGAGCCGCUACUCCUGCUUGGUGAUCACGCAGCACCGGAGGCACAUCGCGCUGCCGCCGCGUUUCCUCCAUCGGAAGCGGACGGGAAUCUGCAUGCAGCUGGACGCUGUACUGCGGCGCUACUCGGAGAGUUUUCAAGGAGUUCCUGUGGCUUAUGAUAACAUUAGAAUAACAAAUGAAUUGGGUGAUAUAAUUGAUGAUCUGGGAGCCGUCCAUCUUGAUAUUGAAGCAGAUUUUAUGGUCUUUACACCUAAACCAGGAAAAAAACUUGUGGGCAUAAUUAAUAAAGUGGCAUCAAGUCACAUGGGCUGUCUAGUACAUGGGUGUUUCAAUGCGUCCAUCCCAAGACCUGAUUGCAUAUCAAUUGAUGAGUGGAAAAACCUUGGCUUCCAAAUAGGUGAUAGGCUGGUUUUUAAAGUGCUGUAUUUCGAUUCAGAUGCUGCUGGAGUGUUCUGCAUCCGAGGAAGAUUGUGCAAAAGCAGCACUGGAACAAAAAUACCAAAUGAAAAAUGUGAGAAUCUCUAUGAUGAGCAGGAUGAUACACAAGAGAUGGAAACUGCCAUACAAACUGCUGAGGUUGUAACUGGAGAGUUGCAGAACAAGGCUGCUGCGGAUGAAAUAGGUGGUACAAACCCUGAGAGUGUUUAUGAACAAGACAGAGCAGACCUGGGAAUGCAUGCUAGUGACUCUAGUGGCUACCAUAGUGAUCGUGGCCAUUCUAAGAAAAAGAAAAGAAAACUUAAUGAUGAAGACAGUGGACUCCCUGUAUUGUCACAGCACAAAGUUAAAAAGAAAAGAAAGGAAUGACCUAAUCCAAAGGAUGUUCAAAAAGUGCCUUGAUUGAAUUCUUCAAUUGGAUAUAUUUGAUAAGUCGGAAAACCUGGAGUGUCAUGAGUUGUAUUGCAAGGGUCCCAUUGUAGAUACUUCACAUAAGCACAUGGAAAUUGUGUAUUAAAAACAUAAUAAUAUGAAACAAAAUAAUUUCAUCCUGUCGUCCUACAGGUGAGGAGCCAAGCCAGCAAACACCUGUUCUUCAAAUAGUUUUAGGAAAUCUGUUCUAAAAAGAAUUCCAUGUCCGCAAAACAAACUUUUUCUCCAGGAGUUGUAUUCCUUAAAAUGUUCAUAUUUUUGAAGAAUAAUUGUGUACCUGUAAUUCUUAUUACCAGGUCAAUAAAGGUAUUGUGAUAAGUACCAGUAAUUAUGACAAAUUAA